Molecule: messenger RNA, 177 nt
Organism: Histoplasma mississippiense
Lineage: Eukaryota; Fungi; Ascomycota; Eurotiomycetes; Onygenales; Ajellomycetaceae
Exons: 2
Coding region: 1-177 (58 amino acids)
Source: RefSeq, a predicted model, not a curated record
AUGGGUCUCGCCCAUUACAUUAUUGGGCGGUGUCAAAUGAGCGCAAGUAUAGUAUAUGUGAUCUUCAAGAUCAAGUACUGCAAAGGAAGAGAACACGGAGGUGGACUCAAAUCCGGCGAAAACCGACGGAACAACCAGUCACACUGGCAAGAUGAGGGCUACUUGGCGUGGAAGUAG